Molecule: messenger RNA, 1285 nt
Organism: Melanotaenia boesemani (Boeseman's rainbowfish)
Lineage: Eukaryota; Metazoa; Chordata; Actinopteri; Atheriniformes; Melanotaeniidae
Product: CMRF35-like molecule 5
Exons: 7
Coding region: 20-958 (312 amino acids)
Source: RefSeq, a predicted model, not a curated record
UCAGUUACAAACCAUCAGCAUGAAAGUCAGACACACUUUGACCUUCUUCUUCCUCCUCACGCUGCAGGAUGGAGACACUGGAGACGUCUACAGAAGACUGGAAGGAGGAAACAUCACUGUUAAAUGUUCAUUUACUUUUUCUGGAAGCAAUAUGUUCUUCUGCAGGGAAAACUGUGAAGGAAAAAACCUUCUCAUUGAAACUACUGAUAACAGCGCUCAAAACGGCAGAUACAGCAUGAGAUUUGUAAAAAAAUAUCUAUCAUCUAAUGAUGUGAAUGUGAGCAUCACAAAGCUGGAAAAGUCUGAUUCUGGAUGGUACACGUGUGGUUUGGAGAGAGUUGGACCAGACUCAGAGAAGAAGUUUAAGCUUGUUGUCAUAGAAGCUCCACCAGCUUCUACACCAACCUGGACUCCACAGCCUCUCUCACCAUCAUCAGCUUCGACCACAGAGAGUCUGAGCUCCACCUCAGCAUCUUCCUCAUCUUCCUCAUCCUCCUCUGAAACCAUCAAACCGACUGUGACACCAGCUGCACGUCCAGAUGGGCUGCUUGCAGUGGGUCUGCUUCUCUUCAUCAUGAUCCUCAUUUUAUCUGCAGCUUUGCUGCUUUUCUGUAAGAAGAGAAGCUCCAGUAAACCUGAAGAGCCUGCAGUGGAAAGUGGGUUCUCUAAAGGUGCACAGGCCAAUCAGGUCUAUGAGGAGAUCAGAGAGGACGUCGUUUACACCAAACCUGAGACGACUGAUGUGUACAGCCUCGCCUCGGCUCCUCAGAACAAGGUAGAAGAUGACUCGGUAGAUUACAGUGAAGUGCAGUUUCGCAGCCAUGGUGCCUUGCUCCACAGCGCACCCUGUGGUCAUGCAGACGUCAUCUAUUUAACACCUCGGGGUGACACCAGCUCUGCCAACACCACAGAUGCUUCGUCUCCUCUCUACGCGACUGUAACCUCACAUCAGCAGUGAUGUGUUAGCUUUUCUCAGAAUAUAACGUUAAAACCUGGUUUCCUGUUGCUCCUUGGGUCAUGCUAAUUUUAUGUUCAAACUGGUGCAUGUUGAAGGAAGGAAGGAGGGAAGGAAGGAAGGAAGGAAGGAAGGAAGGAAAGAAUGAAUGAAUCUUUAUUGUCACUGCAACAGGUGCAACAAAUGUUUUCCAGUACAAACCCCGUCCAAGAGUAGACAACAACAACAUAUAAACAAGCAGGUUCAGGCAGACUGAGGCAGCAGCUGCAGAGCAGCGCGUCAUUUCCACAGAGGGAAAAGAUAACAUGAGGGAGAGUAACGGGAGGAGGC